CCCCCCUGACUCCCCCUCUCCGGACAGCGCCCCGGUGCAUUGUGGGCGCAGUCCGUUGUUCAUUUGCCAUUCGACCUCAGCGAGGGCCGUGCAGGGGGAGAGAUGUGUCCCUAGGCGCCAUCUGUUUCCUACACGCACAGAGAACGAAGCCCGCGGAGAGAAGCGCUGCUGGGAGGACGGAGGGAGCUGGGGUUUCCCAGUAGCCGCUCGGUGACCGGAGGGGGUGGUUGUUGUACUUCCCAGAAGCCCCCGCGCGGCGGUGCAGACACACACAUAUACACAGACAGACAGACACCCCAGACGGGCGGCACGAGGCAGGGCGCGUGGUGGCCCCCGGCAGGUUGAGAAGCCGUUAAACAUGGCGGAGAUGAACCGCAGGACUUUGGCCUUCCGGGGAGGCGGCCUGUCCACAGCGGGGACCCCCGUGAACAAUAAUAACAACAAUGGCGUCGGCUCAGGGGUCUUGUCUGUGGAGGAAGCCACGGCCUGGUCCAUGCGGCAGAUGAACGGAGGGGGAGCCGGCGGGGAGGAAGAGGUCGAAGUGGAACUGGAGGCGGAGGGCCUGCUGGAAGAUGACGAGGAGGAGACAGAGGCCUACCCCGGAGUGCUGCUUGGAAACCGGCUAGAGCAGCGAGGAGCCGGCACGGGCGCCAGUAAUACGGAUGGGGGGCAGGGGGCCUCGGUGAGCGGGGAAAGCAGCGACGAAGAGGAGGAGGAAGAAGAGGACGACGAGGAGGAGGAAGAAGAAGAGAACGCGGCCGGCGGUGGGGAGCAGACCGAGAAGGGGGAGCAGGGAGAGGAGGAGGAAGAGGACUGCGCUAUUCAGGGUGAUGGGACCCGACGCUUUGGACUUUUCCCGGCUGCCCGUUCCCAGUCGCUGCUGCCCAGUCUCCACUGCUCCUUCCAGGCCUCCUGGCUACACGAGUUCCCAUGGCUGCGCUUCUGUCAGGAGAGCGGCCUCAUGUCCUGCGCCUGGUGCCACAAGGAGGCGGGAGGGGGGAGCCCCGGGCACGACGAACUGGCCAAGGGCACUCGCCACUACAAGAGGGCCGCGCUGCUCCGCCACAGCCUCACCGCCCGGCAUCGGAACAACGACCCGGCUGCUCAGGAGCCUGAUGUGAAGCAGGAAGUGUCCCAGUCGCUUGGUGACUACAGUACUAAGCCAAAUGAGAACUCCUACUGCUAUCAACUGCUGCAAGAAUUAAAUGACCAGAGAAAGAAAGGGAUUUUUUGUGAUGUCAAUAUAGUGGUGAAUGGCAAAGUUUUCAGAGCUCAUAAGAAUAUCUUGGUUGCAGGCAGCCGCUUUUUUAAAACCUUAUACUGUUUUACAAACAAAGAGAGCCGUGACCAAACCACUGUUACUUAUUUAGACGUUGUUGCUGUCCAUGGCUUUUCAGUCAUCUUAGACUUUAUGUACUCUGGCAAUCUUGUGCUCACUAGCCAAAAUGCCAUUGAAGUGAUGACAGUUGCCAGCUACCUGCAGAUGACUGAAGUUGUCCAGUCCUGCCGUAAUUUCAUCAAAGAUGCCUUGAAUAUCAGUACAAAGUCAGAAGCUCCAGAAAACAUUGUGGUAAACUAUAACAAAAGGAAAAGCAAAGAUGGGCACAAAGUUGCAAGCUUCUGGGCAACCCGCAAUCUCACUAAUCUGGCAAGCAAUGCAAAGGUAGAUAGCGAUGGAUUUAAUCUCGACGAGACACCAACUGAAAACUUUCAAGCUAAUGACUCUUGGAUUCAGGAUAGCUCCCCGGAGGUGACCGAAAUAGAGCCCCAAACUCAGGGCAAAGUGUUUGUUUGGAAUGACAUGGGUUCCAACUCCGUUGCUGUGCAAGAGCCGAGCAAGCCAAGAAGAAAAAACCAAACUACAAAACGAUUUGUUUAUAACAUCCCUCCAAACAAUGAACUUCAAGUGGAUGGUAACACAAUGCUGCAGCAGCCAGUUUCCUAUCCAGAGGAGGAUGUGCAGUGCUUUCAGGAUGGGGCAGGGACCUCAAAUGAAUUUAAAUUUGGAAUGUUCCCUGAAUCAUGGACGCGAGAGUCUUGGGAAAAUGGAGAUGCAUCAGCGGGGUUAAUGAAUAAGUUGAAAUGUCCCCAUUGCAAUUACGUAGCAAAAUACAGAAGGACACUAAAAAGACACUUACUGAUUCACACUGGAGUAAGAUCUUUUAGUUGUGACAUCUGUGGAAAGCUAUUUACAAGAAGAGAGCAUGUAAAAAGACAUUCCUUGGUACAUAAAAAAGACAAAAAAUAUAAGUGCAUGGUGUGUAAGAAGAUCUUCAUGCUUGCGGCUAGUGUAGGGAUUCGACAUGGCUCUCGGCGCUAUGGAGUUUGUGUGGACUGCGUGGAUAAAUCUCAACCAGGGCUGCAAGAAGCCGGUAUUGAUCCAGUGGGAGAUGCAGAUUUUCCCAGAGAUGAAGACUACGACGACAAUGAUCCUGUAGAAGCGGUCGACGGUGAUGAUGAUCUAGUGGAUGACGGGGAAGACCAGAAUGAUUCUCGGUGGUCGGAGCAAAAUGACCAGUCUCGCUGGGGAGAACCGAACAAUCAGUCUCCGUGGGAACGGCCGAAACACCAGCCCCGAUGGGAUGAGUCAGGAGAUGUUUGUAUGACAAUAGAUGACUGACUGCCAACAGGCUUCUUAAUAUAAGGGUGCUUCAGCUGGACACAAAGCUUAAACUUGUUUGCUGAAACAUAUUGGACUGAAGGGUUACAAUACAUGGUACCGUUCUGGACAGUGGGUGUUGCUGUGAAAACUGUAGGGGGUCAAAUCCUUAUAGCAAAAAAACUUUUUUUUUUUUUGUUUUCCUUUUGUUUUAAUAUUUGCACAGGACUUCUACAGAAUCCAACCAUUUGGUUGAACUAUACAGAGUCCUCACAUCUCCAAUCAGUUAUCAAAGAAAUGUAUUUUUAUUUAUAGGAUAUAGCUAUGUUGGUCCUAUCAGCGUAAAAAAAAAAAACUACUAUUGUAACGUUAUUCAUGUAUCAGAAGAGUUUGGUUAGAAUGUACAGAUCAGGCGGUGAAUCGAGAUAUGAAUGUGAUGUGACUCUACAGUAGCUGAGAACCCUCAUUAGUUACUGGCACCUGUAAUUGCAAUUUACCAACAGAACAUUCUGCAUUCUUGUUCUGGAAGGGACCGGUCAUCUUUUAGUUUGCUCCAAUAGGAACAGACUUGGCAUGGGCUAUGUUAUGCAGCAUUAUUUAUAUGAAUAUUUAUAUUUUAUAUAUUUUGGUAUAGGAACCUUCUCCCAGUUGCUCCUAAGAAGAUAAUAGUAGGCUCCUCCUUACCAUUUUGUAAAUGUAUCUACCAGUGGCCUUGAGCAAUAUCAAGAAAAUGGACUCUUGCUCUUCGGAUUCAUAUCCUCAAGCAUCACCUUUUUACAUCCCAUUAAUGUCAUAGAAUGCAGCCGGCUACCACUGGAAGAGAGCAGACUGUUGCCAUUGUGGCCGCCCAAGCUGUGCAUAACUUGCCAUUUCGGCUCUUGCUGGAGCAAACUUUGUUUCAAUGCAUGGUUCCCCCAUAAAGCUAAGAUGCAGGCAAGCUUCUGAUAGGGUGUUGGGUGAGUGUUGAUUUAUUAUUAUUAUUGUUUUUUUUUUUUCUAGAGCAUCUAUAAUGGUUGAAAAGGAUAAAUUAAAGUUUAUUUAAAAGAGCAGUGCUAGCUUUAUAUCACAUUUCCCCUCUGUAGAGUCCCCCCCUUUUUUUUUAAAUGAUUCACUUUUUAUUUUUUAAGUUAAGUGAUUUUUUAAGAAAAAUUAUAAUAAUUUAUGUGUAAAUUUUCUUCCUGUCGGGUCGAGUAUGCAUAUUUUUUUCCCCCUCCCAUCACAUGUUUGGUGAUGUCAUGAGCUAGAGAAAGUUGCAAAUAGUUAAGCAAUAGGGCAAUGUUAAAGAUGUAUUAGCCUUAAACUGGGGGAUGCUGAACAGGAUUACGAUCUGUGAUGUCCCCCCAACGUUUUGCUGCUUUAAUGAUGAAUUUCCAUUCUCUGUGGCGAAUGGCAGACAAUAGCUAUGAAUGAUCCAGUGAUGGAGGCUUACAGUUAAUGUUGUGAGUAGCGUGCUAGAUUUCAUGCAUUUCUCAUUUCCCUACAGGUUAGUGCUUUAUAUACUGCCUUUAUUCUGCAGACAUGGUUAGUUAACAUUUCUUGGGUACCAUUCCUUCAUAUGAAUGCAUAAAAUGUACAUUUCAGUCAUCAGGACAUCACACAAUGUGAAUAGGUUAGGCUCAGUUUUUCUCUGUUUAUGUCCUGAGUAUUUCCCUGUCCCUGUUCAUUUUAAUCCAGGGAAGUUUUCACGCACGAUUUCUCUUCUCUGCGAGGAUUCAGGCACUUUCUUCAAAUCGAUCCAAUUCAGUUCUCUGUUGCCACUUCAUUUCCCAGCGUCUCUUAGAAACCAAUUCUCCACCUGGUAGUCACCGGCCACCAGUUAAUGCGGCUGUCUAGAUAACCUACGAGUACUGUUUAAUGUCAGUAACCAUUUUUCCAACUUUGUAUCAUUUUUGUUCUCCCCCAUGUUUUUAUAAAAAGGAUUGAAUUAAAUUGUGCUAGCGAUUUGGAAUUUUUAUGUCGACUACCAGGUGAUUCUAAGUGCUCACACUUCUUAUUAAUGUUAAAUAAAUGCUUUGUCACUGUC
Molecule: messenger RNA, 4622 nt
Organism: Xenopus laevis (African clawed frog)
Lineage: Eukaryota; Metazoa; Chordata; Amphibia; Anura; Pipidae
Gene: zbtb10.L
Product: zinc finger and BTB domain containing 10 L homeolog
Exons: 5
Coding region: 359-2620 (753 amino acids)
Biological process (GO): regulation of transcription by RNA polymerase II
Cellular component (GO): nucleus
Molecular function (GO): DNA-binding transcription factor activity, RNA polymerase II-specific; RNA polymerase II cis-regulatory region sequence-specific DNA binding
Source: RefSeq, a predicted model, not a curated record